ACAAGACGAAGAAAAUGAACCUACUAGCAAGUGAAAACAAUCAGGAUUUGCAUUAUGUUGAAUUUCCUUAUUGGUUUCAAAAUUCAAAAGAGUAAAGGUGAGCACUUUCAUGAUUUCGAAUUAGGUGAGGAAUCUUGAUGGACCGGUUAGUUUUGUAACCUGGUACCUGCCACAUCUGAAAAGAAGUUCCUGAAGGAUCACAUCAUGGAAACCGUAGUUGACUUCCUAAACAUAUUCCACAUGGACACCAGCGGAUUAUCUCUGACACUGGGCCUGCUUUUCCUUGUUCUUUUGUACUGGUAUUCAAUUUACCCCUUUUCAGUCCUCACCCGAUGUGGAAUUAAACAUCCGAAGCCAGUGCCCUUCUUCGGCAAUCUGUUCCUGUUUCGACAGGGUUUUUUCCAUCCCAUGUCUGAACUCAUAAAGACGUAUGGUCGAGUUUGUGGGUAUUAUUUGGGAAGGAGAGCAGUGGUGGUCGUGGCAGACCCUGAUAUGCUGCGUCAAGUGAUGGUGAGGGAGUUCAGCAGCUUUCCCAACAGAAUGACUAAUCGCUUUGCCAGCAAACCUAUAAGCGAUUGUCUGCUUAUGUUGAAGAACGAACGGUGGAAAAGAGUCCGCAGCAUCCUGACGCCAGCCUUCAGUGCUGCCAAGAUGAAAGAGAUGGUUCCACUCAUCCAAACGGCGACAACUGCCUUGAUGAACAACUUGGAUGUCUUUGCCAAAUCUGGGGAGGCUUUUGACAUUCACAGAUGCUUCGGCUGCUUCACUAUGGAUGUCAUCGGCAGCGUGGCGUUCGCAACACAGGUGGACUCUCAGAACAACCCGGAUGACCCGUUUGUCCGUCAUGCUCAGAUGUUCUUCUCCUUUUCUUUCUUCAGGCCCAUCAUGUUGUUUUUCAUUGCUUUCCCGCACAUCAUGGCUCCACUGGUAGGAAUCAUCCCCAAUAAACGCCGCCACCAAAUGAAUGAGUUCUUCAUCAACAACAUUCAGGGGAUCAUCAGAAAGAGGGAGGAACAACCUCCUGAGCAGAGGCGGCGGGAUUUCCUUCAGCUGAUGUUAGACGCUCGAAGCAGCAAAGACGAAUUGUCUUCAGAGCACGUUGAUUCUGCGAGGCACGGCGCUGCCGCAGUGCCAGAGCAUGCAAGCCCAGAGGCAUCCGCUCGCAAUCCUUCCAAAAAGGCUAUAACAGAAGACGAAAUUAUCGGCCAAGCUUUAGUCUUCCUGCUGGCCGGUUACGAGACCAGCAGCAACACUCUGGCCUUCACAUGUUACCUCCUGGCGAUCCAUCCGGAGUGUCAAUGUCGAGUGCAGGAGGAGGUGGACGACUUCUUCAGCAAGCACGAGUCCCCUGACUAUGCCAAUGUCCAGGAGCUGAAAUAUUUAGACAUGGUGGUUUGUGAAGCAUUAAGGCUCUAUCCUCCUGGAUUCAGGUUUUCUCGAGAAAUUGAGCAGGACUGCAUUGUGAAUGGAGUGCACCUCCCAAAAGGAGCAAUGGUGGAGAUCCCAGUGGGAUUUCUUCACUAUGACCCAGAACACUGGCCCGAGCCGGAAAAGUUCAUUCCCGAAAGAUUCACGCCUGAGGCUAAAGUCAAUCGCCAUGCAUUCACGUACCUCCCUUUCGGAGCCGGACCCCGCAACUGUGUAGGCAUGAGGCUCGCCCAACUCGAGAUCAAAGUUGCGCUGGUGCAAAUCUUUCGCAAGUUCAACAUUACGACGUGCUCUGACACAAAGGUUCCACUUGAGUUGAAGUCAUCAAGCACCCUCGGACCUAAAAAUGGCAUUUUCGUCAAGAUUACAAGGAGAUCUGACUAAGUGUGAUAACUCUGAUUUGAUGGUUACUUUAAGCAACUGAUUCCAUUGUUACAGAAAUCAUAGGGAAUUUGUGGAAACUCUCAUUUGCCUAUUUCUUGUUUCCACAUCCUCUAAAUGCACUUUCCUCCACUAUUUGAUUGCUUAUGAGAAGUCAUGAAAUUGCUGGAGGUCAACACAAGGGCGUAGGUUUGGUCUCAAUAUUGGUAGGGACGAUAUAACAGCAAAAUCUGCAUGUACACUUUUAGCUAGGGAUGGGACAGUAAUAAUACCAAACAGAUUGGGUGAACGGGGGUCAGGGCUACCUUUUUCACAAAUAUCAACCUAAUUAAUUGAUAUGCUGAAUCAGGGGUGCUCAUUAAGUCGAUCACGAUCAACCAGUCGGUCGAAACACUAGCGUGGGUAGCUUGCGGCAUCCCCCAAUUUUUUUUUUUUUUUAAUGUACGUAGUAAAUUAUGAUUAUGUUGUAUGUUGUGUUGUGUGAGCAACAUAAGAGGUUAUGCAGCACUCUCUCUAAGCAGCUUUUCGCUCACGUUUUUCUGGUUCUGUAGUUUCCAGCAGAGUUCACUACAUUUCUUAGUUUAAUUAAUGUUAACUGUAGAAAAUACAAACAGAAGGACACUUCUCUCUAAGCAGCUUCCUACUUGAGUUUUGCAGGUUAGCAAGUUCACACAGUUUAAUAUUAUGCCAACUCUGAUGCAGGUCGGACUUCGUGUGGCAAAUUAGUGGUAUGUUUCCCACCUCGACGACAUUGUCCUCUUUUUAAAUUACCGACUGUGGCUGCUGCUGGUCGAAAAACUUCUUAUAUCCCUCCUCUUCGAAGGGGGCAUGUUGUCGACAUAUAUUUCUGUCUGGGUUGUGUGAGUGUGAGCCUGCGUGUUUGUCGGGACUGGGUCGAGUUAUCAGCCAAACGUGCAUUUGAGGGGGAAAAAAAUGGACCGGCACAAUCAGAAAGUGAAAAGGGCUAAAUGUAAGUUUGAACAUAAUGAAAAUAAUUCACUUAAUCAUGGUAAGGUCAAUUCUAUCCUUACAACAUAUGGGAAGACGAUAUAUAACGGAACUCAUUAUAUAAUGCAUAUAAAAUUGCUUAAAGGUUGGGGACAAUUUGAGCAUCCUAAAAAGUUGGUAGUGUUAUGUCCCUACCAUCCCUAUGCAAACCUACGCCCUUGGGUCAACAUGUCUUUUGAUGGCCAAAAUAAUAAAUGCUUUGAGGUCGCAACUAGUACCAUCCGAGUGGGAUAAGUCAGACUUCCCACCUUCCUCGAAUGCAGCAUGAGCACGAGCGGCGUAAGCACUCCUCUCUAUUGUGGUCACAUUACACAUCCCCAAAAUAUAUAUAUAUAUUCCCGCGGAAAUGAAUGAAUUACGGCAGUUUGAUGUGACAUUGCUUUGGCCGCAUGGGUAUUUUUAACAACGAUCUGUAUUUUGAAUUUGACUAUUUUAGGUCUGUUGAUAUCAUUUUUUUAAUUAGCAUGCUAGGAAGGGACCAUUGACUCGCGCUAGCUUAGCCACUCCGGAGCCCUGAAAUGAAUAACUAACAAACUUCACUGAAUUUGUUGAAAUGAACUCCACCGACUAAUUUAAUCCCCGCUAAAUCGAAGAUUAAGCCGAUUGUCAAAAAUUCUGAAGUUCCGCUUUAACUCACUAUGCUGCUAAACAUCUUGAAUAAAUAAAGAUGAUCUUGCAAAAAGUGAUGCCUUGUUUUUUUCCAGGAAUUUGAAGACCAUCCUAAAGCUACAUUAAAAUAUACAGUGUAACUUCAAAUUUUCUCACUGACUUAUAAAGUACCAUGCCAAGUAAAAAUUUAAAGAAUUUGUUGAUACUGUAUCCCUUAUACAGCUCUCAACUUCUUCAUGAAGUAACAAAUCAUUGCAAAAAACAUUCUGCGUGUUUUAGUUUGUGGGGAGUGCAAAUAUGAUUCUAACAUGACUUAAAUGUGAAGUAACACAUAAAUAUCAAAAUGUUAGUUAAAAAAAACAUUUCUGUGCCUAAUAGCAGUCGUGUCUCAGCUGUCUACAAACAAUUCCUUUUGACAUCAUCCUGGUUCAAACACUAAACGUCGUGUGUGGGAAUCAUUUUUCUCUUGUGGAGAAAGGCAGAAAAAUUGACACAAUAGAAUACAUUCUAGAUACAAUGUCCAAUAACAUGGCUUGUCUUAGGAUAAUGAUGAACUUUUGCUAUUCAUUACUGAAACCUCGUUUUGCAUUCUGGAUGAUAAUGAAUAAUUUGGCAAAUUAAAAACGCAUCAAUUUCUUUAUUGUGGUAAUUUGUUAUACAGUCAUUUGAUACAGCAA
Molecule: messenger RNA, 4103 nt
Organism: Corythoichthys intestinalis (scribbled pipefish)
Lineage: Eukaryota; Metazoa; Chordata; Actinopteri; Syngnathiformes; Syngnathidae
Gene: tbxas1
Product: thromboxane A synthase 1 (platelet)
Exons: 14
Coding region: 205-1812 (535 amino acids)
Molecular function (GO): oxidoreductase activity, acting on paired donors, with incorporation or reduction of molecular oxygen; heme binding; iron ion binding
Source: RefSeq, a predicted model, not a curated record